Molecule: messenger RNA, 1692 nt
Organism: Psilocybe cubensis
Lineage: Eukaryota; Fungi; Basidiomycota; Agaricomycetes; Agaricales; Agrocybaceae
Exons: 17
Coding region: 1-1692 (563 amino acids)
Biological process (GO): secondary metabolic process
Molecular function (GO): CoA-ligase activity
Source: RefSeq, a predicted model, not a curated record
AUGCUUUUUCGCUCUAUCGCUGGAGAACUUCCCUCAAUACCUGAUGAUCUUUCAAUUCCUCAAUUCAUACUGGACUCUCAGCAUGAGUUACGACCAGACCGCCCACAUGGUCUACCGUGGCUUGUGGCGGACAAGUCAGGCAAGACACUUGGACUAGACGAGAUUCAACGGAGAACAAAUGCGUUAGCAGUCCGUCUUCGCGAUGGCUUUGGCAUCAGGCAUAACGAUCCCGUCGUGUUUUUCAGCAGCAACCAUAUAGACUACCCCAUAUGCAUGUGGGCCGUCCAUCGGCUCCUUGGAAUUGUGACUCCCUGCAACCCGUCCCUUACUGUCCCAGAACUUGUGCAGGUCCUCAAGCUUGCAAAACCAAAACUUAUCGUCAGCCAUGUCGAUUGUUUGGCGGUAGCAGUUAACGCCGCAGAGAAGUUUGGGAUCGGGGCAGACCGUAUCAUUGUUCUGCAAAAUCAAGACGAAAGUCCAUCCACGCAAUCAGCUUUCGGAGACUCGAAGACUGUCGAGCAUCUCAUUCAGGAGGGUUCUAAAUCUACGGAUCUCAUACAUGGAAGACGAUUUAACUCUGGCGAAGCAAAGACGCAGGUCGCGUUCUACAGCUCGUCUAGCGGCACCACUGGACCGCCGAAGAUGGUCAAAAUCUCGCACUAUGCAUUCAUAGCGGAUAUCAUUCUCACGGCGGCGUUGAAUAAAGUGGGAAGAAAGGAACUAAGUCCUAGAUAUGUUCCAGGAGAUCGAUGCCUCGGUGUUCUCCCGUUCUAUCACAUCUAUGGACUGGUUCUCAUAUUGCAUUUCAACUUCUUCGCAGCAAUAUCUGUCGUGGUUGUCUCAAAGUUCAACUUUGCAGAUAUGCUUCACAGCAUUGAUAGAUAUAAAAUCAAUUCUCUUAUGGUCGUUCCCCCUCAAGUAGUCCUCCUUAGCAAGGAACCUAUAGUCAAGAACUACGACUUAUCGCAUAUUCGAACGGUUCUCUGCUCUGCAGCCCCGUUAGCAGGUGAACUAUAUGAUCAGCUCAUCAAACUAGUGCCCCAGGCUACCAUAAGCCAGGCUUACGGCUCCACGGAAGCGACGGGCGUAGUUUCUAUGACCCAAGCUAACGAGAAGCAUGGUCGUCAAUGUGGAAUCAUGGCUCCGGGGAUUCAGGGACGUGUCGUAAGAUCUGAUGGCACUCUUGCGGGUUACGAUGAAGAAGGGGAAUUGCAUAUCAAAACGCCCGCUUCUGCUAUGGGAUAUCUUGAUAAUGAAGCAGCGACGAAGGAGACUUUCUUAGAUGACUCUUGGAUGAGAACGGGGGAUCUAGUGAAAAUAGAUAGGAAUGAUGAGAUUGUUGUUCUUGAUCGUGUCAAGGUCCGUGGAUUCCAGGUCGCUCCUGCAGAACUCGAGGGCUGCAUUUUGGACCAUCCACUCGUUGCGGAUGUUGGCGUUGUUGGAGUCCCAGACUCAUUCAGUGGUGAAGUUCCUCUUGCAUUUGUGACUCUCACGCCAGAAGGGCAUAAGCUACCUUUGAGUGACCUAAAAGGCUCACUCCAUAAACAUGUCGCUGAGAACAAAGCCCCGUUUAAACAUCUUCGUUACAUCGAAGUCAUUGAUUCAAUCCCAAAGACUCCCAGUGGCAAGCUUCUUCGACGUGACCUUCGUGAAAAGGGUAGAAGCUUGGUUGCUCGGGAGACGAAGCUCUGA